AUGCCUCCUGGUAUCAUGACUUCUGUACGUGCACUCAUGCAUUUCUGUUAUCUUGUGCAAUCGCCACACAUUGAUGAUGAUAAUCUUGCCCACAUCUCGGCUGCAUUGGAUGAGUUCCAUGUGAAUAAGCAUGCAAUCAUCACUGCUGGGGUUUGCCAUGGAAAAGGCAAUACAACCAUCGACAACUGGUACAUACCCAAACUCAAGCUAAUGCAGAACAUCGUUCCUAGCAUCUGUAGCUCUGGCAUUAUAGGUCAAUGGUCUGCCAAUGCCACGGAACAUGCACACAUCACGGAAGUCAAAAACCCUGCAAGAUCAACCAACAACAAUAAUUACGCUCCGCAAAUAUGUUGUUAUCUGGACCGCGCUGACAAGUGUAAUAGGUUUGAUCUUGCCAUCGAUCUUUUGGAUGGCAAGCUGAAUGAUGACAUUGAUGAGGACGCAGAUGUGGAGAUUGUUGCUGUGGAGAUUCCAUCCAGCGCUCAGCAACCUGAUCAGCCGCCAGGAUCAAUACCCAUCCCACUAUGCUCUUUCGUUGUUGGGCGCACUGCCCUCCAUCUUGCAUAUGAUCCUUCUAUUAGGAAUAUCAGUGUCGAUGAAGUUGCCGUCACGUUCAACCUACCAGACCUUUGCCCAGCUAUCGCUGAUUUCCUUCACCGUGAGGAGACAUCUGGACAUCGUGUUCAUGCAAUCAGUGGUCCUCAAAGAGCUGGACCUGAAGCUGAACUUCCAUUUGAUAAGCUUCAAGUCUGGUUCAAAAUAUGUUUACAAGAAACGGACUUUCACAAUGCCCAUAAAAUUCACCCAGCUCAAACAUUAAACUGUGCACCACCUAGUGAGCCCUGGACUUCGGGCUGUUAUGACACCGUCAUUAUCCAGACCAACACAGAGCAGUCAUGGCCUACUUGUGGUCUUUCAGGUCACUCGGUAGCCCAACUCAGACUUCUCAUAUGGCCUAUUGGCAAAAGUGGUAUUCCAUGGUCUUGGGAAGAUCAGUUCAUCACCUAUUUGCAACAAUUUGAUAUCUCUAGUGAACGCGAUCCAACUACUCAGCUACAUGUGCUGAGAAGAUCGAAGCGCUCUAAUGGCAGUCGGAUGGGGGACAUCAUUCCAGUUUCUCAGCUGAGAGCACCUGUCCAUUUUGUCCCCCGCUUCAGCGCAACUGCAGAUACACAUUUUACUGCCUAUAACAGCAUGGAGCAUGCAUCUAAGUUUUGGCUAAACUAUUUUUGGGACAAAAAUAGCUUUUUUGCGCUGUCAGCUUAA
Messenger RNA from Suillus bovinus, 1266 nucleotides. RefSeq lists its product as uncharacterized. Lineage: Eukaryota; Fungi; Basidiomycota; Agaricomycetes; Boletales; Suillaceae. The record is from RefSeq and is a predicted model, not a curated record. The transcript is spliced from 4 exons. Bases 1 to 1266 code for a protein of 421 amino acids.